AGUGGGCGAAUAUUUCAAUUGUUUCGCCAAAUAUUAGUGCAUCGGUAGGAUUCAUGGAUGUGUUUUCGAAAUUCAAGAGGUUAGGAGAAUGUCAGUAAACGAACAUUCGUACGAGAUUGCUGAGGAAAAAGACCAAGCAGCAGAGGUUAUUCGUUUAGUGACCUUUAAAGUCAUGUGUGGUGUGGAACGCGAUAAGUAAGGCAGAACCUCAGGUUCGCCUGAGAGCUGUCAUACAUGUGCAAUGGACCCAUUUGUCACACGCAUCGGCGAUGUUACGAUUGAAAGGGUGGUACCACGAGGAUGUGCAAAGGAUGGGCACAUCCCGGUACCAUCCGUCAGCCUCGCGAAGAGGGAAGCCAAUGGCAGUGAGGAGGCUUUGGCAGAGGGCAUCAAUGUCAGCGAAGACCUCCAAAUCUUUUUAAAGCCCCCACCUGAAGGAAUGCUACGAGAUCAACAACUCCUGCAGCGUCAACCUCAGUUCCAUAUGCCUCAGCAACAUAUCCAGCAACAAAACCGCUUCCAUCAGCAGCACACUCAGCAUUCACAACUGAAUCAGCACCUGCAAACCCACAGUUUUCAGCAGUUAAACCAAAACCAGCAAACUCUAAUGCAACAGCAGUUAUCACAGGGGCAGAGUCAAAUGACACAGAGUGAGCAACAUGUGAACCAACAACAAAUCAGCCACAAUCAACACAGUCACAUGAUGCCGAACCCAGUGAGCCAACAGCAUCAGUCGAGUAUGGGUCAUUUGCAAGAUAGCAUCAAGCAAAACCAAAGCCAUAACCAAUCUCUGAAUGCACAGCUUACACAGAAUCAUCAGCUGGCCCAGCAUGAACAAAAUCACAUGCAGAUGAAUCUGCCACAACAAGUGUCUAAUCAGAUGCAACAAAUGCAAAGCCACCAGCCCCUUAGUCAGCAUCAGGUUAGCUCUAGUCAGCAGCUUAGCAGCCAGCAAGAGCAGACUCAUCCGGGACAUAUGGGUUGUCAGGAUCAGGCAAACCAAAAUCAAGCCCCAUAUGGGCAGAACCAGAUGAGCAAACAAAUCAACCAGCUGACUGUAAAUUCAUCCCAGAUGAGCCACAUGCAGCUGAAUCACAGUCAGUUAACUAAUAUACCAAGUGGUAACCCAAAUAUGAAUCAUGGACAUUUGAACAGUGCGCUACCAUCCCACAUGCAAAUGAUUCAGCAACAAAGUCAUCAAAAUCAGUCAAGUCGUGUACACCACUCGCAAGGAAUUACUGACAAAACAAUGGAAGGAGAUGAUAGUGAAAGUGAACAAGAAAGUAGUGAUGUGGAAGAACUGUCAGAAAUGGGAAAUAAGGGUACUGUAGGGAAAGUUAGGCCUCUUACAACAGUUGAAGGUGCAAGUGAUGUGGAAGAGGUGGCAGGUGCAAGGGAUAGUUCUUCACAUCAAGAAAGGAAGGUACCAGAUACUACAGUAACUAGUGUCAAAGACAGUAGUGUAAAGCGUAAGGCACCAGAUUCAUCAUCCACUGGUCACAGCAAAAAGAAAUAUAAAGGCUCAGGUGUGGAUAGCAGUAACAAAGACAUCAGUAAAUCGAGAAGCAGAUCAUCAUCUUCAUCAUCAUCUUCAUCUGCCUCCUCAUCAGAAAGUGAAGAUACGCAGAGUGAGCAGAAUAAAACAGCAGUUGAAAGAAAAUUUUCAAAUAUGAGACGAAAUAUCCGUGAAGUGAUGAGUGAAAGUCAACUUGAUGAAGAGACUUUAGCAGCUCAACGCCAGGAAAUGGAGAGGUUACGGAGAGUACAAGAACAGCAGCGUAUUAUUAGAGAGGUUCAGCGCCAAAUUGUGCUUAAUCGCCAAAACAAUAAGACUCAGACAAGAGUUAUUUCACUACUUCAAGGCAACACAUCACUGUUGAGACAAACAUCGUCCAGUUCAAGUACAAGUACGACAACCAGCAGCAGCAGUGGCAGCACACAAUUGCGGCUUCCUAGUACUGUCCUGGUCAAGCUUGCUUCCCAACAGUCUGGAUCGGGCUCCAUUCUCUCCACCUCCAGUUCUGGAUCUGCCAGUAGCUCACAAACUGCUACUGCAACGAAGAAGGUUUAUGAAUUGCUGCGAGUGCACAAAGAAGCAACGGCAGCAGGAUCUCGUGCAAUGUCUCGCAGCAGCUCACGUGCACCCGUACAUAUGAUGACACCCUCAGUGUCUAUUGCACCUGUCGUGUCGGGCCGGCAGCAGUCAGGAACUGACACAGAGGCUGAUGAUGAUUCAGAUCGUGAGGAGACAGCUAUACGCAAGGUCUCUGGCAAACCGAAAGGUAAAGAUGUUGUUACAAUCAGCAGCAGCAGUGAUGAUGAUGAUUGCAUAUUACUAUCAGAACCUUCCAGUGGAGAUGAAGCAGAUCCUGUGGAUGAUCCUACUAACUCAGGAAUGCAUACAAAUGACCUUUACAAUGUUCCUGAUGAACAAGGCCGUGUUCUUGUGAAUGUGGGGCAUCCUUCUACUGAGCCAGAUAUUUUCCUGGCACCGCAGAUUGCCAGAGUCAUCAAACCACAUCAGAUUGGUGGUGUGAGAUUCUUGUAUGACAAUGUUGUUGAAUCUCUUGAUCGCUUUAAUACAUCAACUGGAUUUGGUUGUAUAUUGGCACAUUCAAUGGGUCUUGGAAAGACAUUACAGGUGGUUUCAUUCUGUGACGUAUUCCUACGACACACUGAUGCGCGAACAGUACUAUGCAUCAUGCCAAUUAAUACUCUGCAAAACUGGUUGGCCGAGUUCAACAUGUGGCUGCCAGAAAAGGAUCCAGAAAAUUCCCCGUUGGCUGUUCAUGGAGAAGUUAGAACCAGAAACUUCCCGUUACAUGUGCUGAAUGACUCUCAUAAAUCAAUGGUAGCUCGCAGCAAGGUUAUACAAGAAUGGUCAAAGAAUGGUGGUGUUUUACUCAUUGGCUAUGAAUUAUAUCGACAGUUAAGUCUGAAACGUGCACAUAAGACAAAAAAGCGCCGAAAAAAGUCUGCAGAUAUUGUUGAUGUUGAUGAAGAUGACAAGACUAAAGUGUUACUGGAUGAAAUGCAGGCUGCAUUGGUGAAGCCUGGACCAGACCUAGUCAUCUGUGAUGAAGGACAUCGUAUCAAAAACAGCCAUGCGUCUAUAUCUCAAGCCCUGAAACAAAUUCGUAGCAAACGGCGAGUAGUGUUAACUGGGUAUCCACUCCAGAACAAUUUACUGGAAUACUGGUGCAUGGUUGACUUUGUGCGCCCAAAUUAUCUAGGGUCCAGAACUGAGUUUUGCAAUAUGUUUGAAAGACCCAUUCAAAAUGGCCAGUGUAUCGAUUCAACACCACAAGAUAUCCGAUUGAUGCGAUACCGAGCUCACGUCUUACAUUCCUUACUGGAGGGGUUUGUACAGAGGCGCAGUCAUUCUGUAUUACAAGUGUCUCUGCCGCAAAAAGAAGAGUAUGUACUGCUUCUCAGAAUGACUCCAUUUCAGCGUAAGCUGUAUGACACUUUUAUGAAUGAAGUUGUGAGAAAGAAAGCUGUACCUAACCCACUGAAGGCUUUUGCUGUGUGUUGUAAGAUAUGGAACCAUCCAGAUGUUUUGUACUAUUUUCUGAAAAAACGUGCUGGUGGUGAAGAUGUGGAUUUAGACUUAGAUGAAGCAACUGCUGCAGCGGCUAAUGUAGCACCUGGAACUCCCAGUAGCAACUCUGGAACUGCAACACAGCCGAGUUCUCCACGAGGACCACCAGCAAAGAGGGGACGGGUACGUGGAAAUACCAAUCCUAACAGCCGUGCAAAUAAACGUGAUAAGAAGACCAGUGCAGCACAGCAAAAUGUUGGUGGAUCACCAAAUAAACCAGCUGCAUCUGUCACACCAAGUAGUACAGAAAUCAGUAGUACAGACCCAUCAAACUUGGGCUUGUCAUCUGGAAUUUCAGGAAACUAUGGUGUUACAGAAUUUGGGCCCAAUGCAACUAAUGCAUCAUUUGGAAACUUUGUCAAGACUGCCUACAAUAACUGCCCUGAUCAAGGAAAUACUGCUGUGUCUUAUGCAAAUAACCCAGGUGUAUCAUAUUACCAGACGAAUAGUUCUAGUCAGACUUCAACAUUCAGCUCACCAUACUACUCGCAUGCACCAGGCCAACAGAACACUAGUGGCUCCAGUUAUACUGAUACAGUGAAUGGGGACCGUUAUAUGACCCAAGGAAACUCAGAUCGUGACAGAAAUAUGUAUUUUAUGGGAGAAAGUGACCAGAUGGUAAUGCAGGUUCCAACUCAAACAUCACAAAACCAAAUGAGAGAUUUGCGGAAUGGCGUGGGUAGUUCAUUAGACAUGAAUGUUCAGAAUCAAGUAAUGAACUCAGUGACUUCUGUUAAUAAUAAUUCAAACCAGAUUGCAAAUAUUGGUGGCCCACAGCCCCUUAUGAGGAAUCAGAGCAGUCAGCUUUCUAGUCAGACACAAGGAUGUCAACAAAAUCAGACAAGUCAACAGAAUCAAAUGGGAAUGCACCAGAUGCUAAAUCAACAGCAGCAGGUAAUACCACAAACAGAGAAUCAUCAAAAUAUGUCAAAUAUUCAUCCAAAUAUGGUUGGUGGUCAACAGCAUCAGAUUAUCCCACAACAGCAAAUUGUAUCACAACAGAUUGGAGGUCAGCAGAACCAAAGUGGACAACAAACACAAGUUGGACAGAUUAGUCAGUCUGGGCAGCAAACACAUGUGAGUCACCAACAGACCCAGCCGAUGAACCGGCAAACCCAAGAAAAUAUGCAGUCACAAUUAUCUCCAUCUGUGUCUCAGUUGGAAACACACCACCUCCAGUCUGGUUCUCAACAGAACCUCACUAAUCAUGAAACGAAUCGCCAGGUGCCCUUAGCUACACAUCAGGUAGGAAAUCCUCAGUCUCAAACUGCAACCCAUAUGAGUUCACAAGUUUCAGAGAUAUCAAAUCAUUUGGGAUCUCAGCAACCCCAGAUGUCAAAUCAGACGGGAUCUCAGCAGCCUCAGAUGCCAAGUCAAAUUGGAUCACAGCAUUCACAGAUGCAGCCAAAUGUUGGACUACAGCAGAAUCAAGGAAUGUCUCAAAUUGGGAGUCUACAGCCUCAGGUGUCACCUCAAUUAGGAUCACAGCAAGUGCAACCAUCACCACAGAUUAUAGUCCAACAGUCCCAGAUGAUGUCUCAGUUGGAGAGUCAUCAAUCACAGAUUUCAUCUCAGAGGCAACCCCAUCAUUCCCAGUCACAUUCACAAGUUGGAUCACAGCAUUCCCAGGUGCUUCAGAAAAUGGGACCACAACAUUUGCAAGUGCCAAUGCAAAUGGGACAUCAGCAUUGUCAGAUAUCAUCCUCACAGAUGGGGCAUCAGAUUUUGCAGAUGGGAACUCAGCACUCCCAGAUGCCACAUGAAGCAAGUUCCCAUAAUGUACAGAUGUCAUCUCAGAUUGGAUCUCAGCAGACUCAUAUGCAGUCUCAAAUGGCAUCUCAGCAAUCACAGGUGCCUCCCCAUUUAGGUACUUCAAAAACCCUCAUAUUAACACAGUCGGUGUCUCAGCAGUCAUCACAUUCUGAAAUGGGUUCAAGGCAAACCCAAAUGACAUCUGAGAUCGAAGAACUGAAUUCUCGAAUAGUUUCAGAAAUAGGAUCUACUCAGACUCAGAAUAAUCCAGAGAUGGGGCAACAGCAGUCACAAACAACUUCUGAAACUGAAUCUCACCAAACUCAAGGCCCAUCUCAGUUUGGACAACGUGAGCUACAGAUGCCGACACAGAUGGGUUCGAAGCAGUCCCAUAUGCCAUCCCUAGACCCCCAGCAACACCAGGUACAGUCUCAGGCUGGAUCACAGCAGUCUAAUUUGUCUCCACAGUCGGAUCUGAAGCAGUCUCAUGUGGCUCCAGGAGUGGGAUCUCAACAGUCACAAAUGGUAUCUGAGCAUUCUCAGGUUUCUUCUCAGAUGGGAUCUCAUUACUCACAAGUAUCUCAUAUGACAUCUCAGCAAACACAGCUAUCUUUACAUGCAGGGUCUCAGCAGCAGCAUGCCCCCACUCAGGCAGAAAAUGAGCAGUCACAGAUGCAUACACAUACUGUUCACAAUUCUCUGGUUCACUCUCAAAUUGGAAAUCAACAGACGCUGGCACCUCAACAAUCUCAGAAAUCAUCUCAUAUUGGAAAUCAGCAAAUGGAACGACAGAAUCAGGUUUCAUGUCAUAUGGGAGCUCAGUUUACCCAGAUACUUCCUCAUCCAAGUGAUCAGCAGUCCCAGCUGCUACCUCGGCCAGAUUCACAGUCACAAAUGUUACCUCAAAUGGUAUCUCAACAUACGCAAGUGCAAUCUCAAACAGUGCAACAGAAUUUACAGGGUCAUCAAAUGGGACCCCAGAGCACUCAAAUUUCACAUCAGAUGGGACCCCAGAAUACACAGGUGCCACAUCAAGUUGGUCCACAAAACUCCCAGAUCCCACAUCAAAUGGGAUCUCAAAGUAAUCAACUGCAACAGCAGAUGGGAUCACAGAAUUCUGAAGUAUCACAUCAGAUUGGCUCUCAGAGCUCACAGAUGUUACAUCAGAACUCACAGAUGUCACAUCAGCUUGGAUCUCAAAACUGCCAAGUUCCACACCACAUAGGACAUCAGACCUGUCAGAUGUCUCAUAAUAUGACAACACAAAACUCCCAAAUGCAGCAUCAGAUGGCAUCUCAGAACACACAAAUCUCGCAUCAGACGAGAGGUCAGAACCCCCAGACAUCAAACCUGUCAGGUGCUCAGAACACCCAACUAAUACAUCACAUGGGAUCGCAGAACAUGCAAGGGUCACAUCAGAUGAUGCCUCAAAAUACUCAGUCAAAUCUUCAGAUGGGACAUCAGAAUUCUCAAAUGCCACCACAGAUGGUAUCUCAGAAUUCCCACAUGCAUCAUCAUAUAGGAUCUGUUAAUUCCCAGUUGCCUCCUCAGCUGGGGUCUCAUAAUUCACACACAGCUCCCCAGAUGCAACCUCAGGAUGGACAACCUCCACAUCAGAUGAUGCUUCAGGAUUCCCAAAUGCCACAUCCAAUGGGGCACCAGGACUCCCAGGUGUCACAUCAGAUGAGAGCUCAAGACACUCAGUUGCCACAUCAGAUGAGACCGCAGGAUACUCAAACAGCACACCAGGUCCCUCAGGAGUCACAGAUGACACAUCAGUUGCAGCCUCAGAACUCGCAGGUGCCAAAUCAUAUGGGACUACAGGAACCGUGUGUGGCACAUCAUGUGGGAUCUCAGAAUUCUCAGCUGCAGCUUCAAAUGGGACUACAGAGCUCUCAGUCACCACAUCUCAGUGGAUCUCAGAAUGCAGAGACACCUUGUCAGACUAUGCCCCAGCACACUCAGCAGUCCCAACCUCUAGGUCCUCAGAAUUCUAUGUCAUCACAUACAGGAGGACCACAGAACACUCAACAGCUGCAGCAUGUGGGAUCUCAAAACUCCCAGGUGCCUCAUCAGGGAGCCUGUCAGGAUUCACAGAUUUCACACAGUAUGAGUCCUGAGGACCCACAGCUGCCAUCCGAUAUUGAUUCUGAGGAUUCUCAGCUGCCAGCCCUAAUGGGACAUCAGAAUUCGAAGAUGACAUCUAAUACAGGGCCUCAUCACUCACAGAUGAUUUCAAAUAUUGAAUCUCAGUCUUCGAAGGUACCAGGAACACAGCACGGUUCUGUGGCUACACAAGUUGGGUGUCAGAAUCCUCAAACAUUAUCUCAGAGGGCAGUGCAAGAUGGGGACACCGGACCGAAGAUGACCUCACAGUUGUCUCAGGCUGCUAUUCAGAUGUCCUCUCAGCAUUCUCACAUGCAACUUUUGAUGAAUUCUCAGCAGUCACAAAUCACACCAUUAAUGAACUGUCAACAGUCACUACACAUUACAACCCCAGAACCUCAAAUGAGCUCUCAGGUAUCAUCACAGCAAGUACAGUUGCAACAGGUGGGAUCACAGCCAUCACAAAUGUCAUCUCACCUGAGAACACAGCAGUGCCAACUAACAGAAAUUGUUCAACAACAUUCUCAAAUAGAAUUUGAGCCAGCUCAGUUGACAUCACAGGUGGGAUCUGAUCAGUCAUGUAUUACAUCAGAGGUCAGAUCUCAACAGGAUCAGUCACUGGCCCCUAUGACAUGUCAGCAACCUGCAAAUAGUAACCAGAGAGAACUGCAGACGGAAGUCCAGGAAGGCUCCCAACAUCAUCAACAGCUUGAAACUCAGGAAGCUCCAGUGACACAGCAGACUGGAACACUGCAGAAUCGGACAACGCUCGAUAUGACGAAAUGCCAGUCUCCCAGUGCAUCUCAAAUGGGAUCGCAGAUAUCUCAAGCAGACUCUCAGCUGCCUCCAGUGGAAUCAAAUAUGCAUGGAAGACUAGGACAAAUUGCUUCUCACCAAUCUAAUGGAGCAACUCAGACUGGAACACACUCUUCCCAAAUAUCACAACAAAUAACAGAAUCAGAGUCACAGAUGUUAAAACUUGCAUCACAUUCUAGCAUGAAAACUCAAUUAGAUAACCACCAGCAUAGAAUAAUAUCUGAGACACAACAGCACAAUCCAGUGGAAAGCCAGCAGUGCCAAAGGCAGGAACAGACAUCACCACUUAUGGGGGCAUUUGUAGAUGCUCAGCAGCCUGAAAUGACACCUCAAGCUGAGGGUCAGCAGUCCCAGGCAAGUAGUCAAAUUCUGCAGCCUCUAACAAGUCAUCAAAGAAUGGCAGAUAAUGAACACUGUACAGAAUUACCAACAGGCCAACAUUCCCAAGGAACUCAAGUAGAUACACAAAACUGUGUUAGAAACCAAAGCAACCAGACUUCGCAGUUAUGUGAAAAACCACUAGCAGAUACUCACGUUAGUCAGAUGUCACAAAUUGAAACACAUAUUUUUCAACAAACCCAGUUGGAGAGCCAAGUGAACCAGCAUCAGUACACGUGUCAACAGUCUAACACAAACCAGCAGCAGCCUCACGUUGAGAUGCAAAUGGGGCAUCAUUCACAUAUGGGAAAUUACAUGAACCAGCAGACGUCACUGGAAAAUCUGUCUAAUUCUGAUAACCAUAUGAAUUGUCAACCAAAUCUGAAUCAGCAUUCACAGGUGGGAACACAGACAGGUCUCCAAUCACAAGCUGAGUCACAAGAAGCCAUAUCUGUGGACCAGAAUACACAUUCAGUGAACCAGAAGUCUCAAGUGUGUGACAAUCAGUCCCCCACACACACCCAGCAGCAUCAAGAAGGGACUCAGACCCAGCAGCAAACUGAUCACUGUGAGCCACUUGCCGGACUGCACAUAUCUCUGCAGGUGAACAGUCAGCAGCAGCAGCAGCAGCAGCAGCAGCCUGUGCCACCACCACCUGGCCACCCGAGUGAGGAACAAAAUCAGAGGGUUAUUCAGCAGUCAGCAGUGGGCAGUCAGGUUAAUCAGUCUCAACAACAUACUGGCUCCAGCACAGAAAACAUUGUACCACCUGGGCAACAAAGUCAAGCUGUAGGCCAAUCUAGUCUGGUAACUGGAAACCAGGAAAAAUCCAUGCAGAACCAGCAAGAUGAAAAUGCACAUCACGACAAUUGUGCGACGUCUCAAUUGCACUUAAGUGGGUCAGACUGUGAGUUGAUUAAUUUGGAAACUCAGAUACUUCAAAGUAAUCAGUUUUCAGUUCAAAAUCACAGUAAAGUAACAGAUGUAGAGAAUUUGCAGAAUGUCAUCAUAAGUGACCAUCAGAUAAGCAAUGAAAAUGGAAUUGUCACAAGCCAGGUGGGUCAGAUACAAGAUUUUAAUGAUAAAAUUACAAGUGUGCAAAACUCACAGGAAACUUCUGACAAAUUAUCCAGCAAGACUCAAGAUUGCCAGUCACAGAUAGAAUCUAUAAAAAAUCAUUCUGGAACUGAAAGUCAAGGAAAUGUUGAAAACUGUACAACUCAUUUAGAUAAUAUCGUAACAAAAAAUGCUGGUAACAGCAUUACUAAUGCACAGGAAGUUGUGGGAGACCUUGCACACAGUGUAAAUAAUGAGGCAUCAGAUGAAAGGAAAGAUAUGUCAACAAAUUUAAAUAGUAAACUUUUGCCCCCAUAUUCUGAAUGUCCAGAUCAAAGUAAUGAUUUGAAUGAAAUACAGUCACUGUAUUGUGAUCAUUCGUCUGUUGCUGGGAUAGAACAAAAUCGUCACAUAGAAGAUACCAACGCAUUGAACUCCAGUGUGCAUUCUGAAGUUAGCUGUCAUAACAGUAGUAGUAGCAGCAGUAGCAGCAGCAGCAGUAGCAGCAGUGGUACCUUAAGCAGUACAAGUCUUGACACUAAUAGCAGUAAUGGUAGUAAACUGAUACAAACUAGCACUAAUGCUGCAAAUUUUAUCGAUUUGAAGAUUUGUGAAAAUAACAGCCCUGUGUUCAAUUCGACAUCAGCAGAGCAAUCAUUUUGUGAAGAGACACUAAAACAAGAAACUAAGGAUCUGAUGUUUCCAGACUUCCACUCUACAUCUGGUAGUAUUUUCAAUCAGUUUGCAACUACACUUUCACCUACACUUUCACCUUGUGCUCAGACAUGUGAUAAAUCUUUGAAUCAGUGGGGACAGCAGAGAAAUGAUGUUUGUGAUGGAGAAAGACUGGUUGGUGGUGACGUUGAGAAGCAGUCUUCCAGUUCUGAUAAGACACCCACGACAGAGAAUUCUUCCACUAUUCAAUCAUCGGAUAAAGUUGUUGACAGUAGUGGACCAAUUAAUAUCCAAAGCGAAAAUAAUUGUUCACCAGUUACCAAAUGUGAAUUGAAAAUUGAAUCUGAAGAAUGUUUCAAAAAUAAGAGCCCAUAUUCUGAGAUAAAGUAUAGUGAUAUGUGUUCUAAAGAUAGUCUACUAAAGCAUGAAACAAUAGGGACAGAAUACUCAAAGCUCAAAAUGGAAGGUAAUAUAAAUGAAAUGAAGCAAGCAUCUGAUGAUAUUGCAACUAAACUGAAAAUUGAAAAUGAUGAUUCUCAUACUACAGUUGAUAGUUCCUCCCACAACAAAUUGCCCAUAGCAAAUACUGGUGUUUUGGAGAAAGGAAAGGAAAGUGAGAAUGGGAAUGAAAAACAAUCCAGUAACUUUGAUACUUCUUCCAAGAAAGACUGUGGUGGCGAAGGUGAGAAUAAGGAGAAGCAGAGUGAACCAACUGAAAAGUCAACGGAACCAGAAAAUGGUGAAAUUGGACCAGUCCAAGGCACGUACAUGCCAGAUGCAGCAAAAAUGACCGAGUCUGCCUUAGGAAGGAGUUUUAAAGAUGAUCCUGGCAUUCCUUAUGACUGGGCUACAGAGCUUCUGAAGAACUAUGUUCCAGGAUCUAUAGAAAGCUCAGCAAAAAUGGCAGUAUUCUUUUGCAUUCUUGAAGAAUCAAUGGCACUUGGUGAUCGUAUUUUAGUGUUCAGUCAGUCAUUAUUUACUUUAAACCUAAUUGAAGACUUCCUUCAACGAACAAAUCUUCCUGGACGGCAGGAAACUUGGGCAAGGAACUGGAACUACUACAGACUGGAUGGUAGCACAACAGCUUUGGAGAGAGAAAAACUAAUAAAUGAAUAUAAUUCGAAUCCAAACAUACACUUAUUUCUGGUUUCCACAAGAGCUGGUUCCUUAGGUAUCAACCUUGUUGGAGCCAAUAGGGUUGUAGUGUUUGAUGCAUCGUGGAAUCCAUGUCACGAUACACAGGCUGUUUGUCGAGUGUACAGAUAUGGGCAAAAGAAGCCAUGUUUUGUUUAUCGUCUUGUUAUGGAUAACUGUCUUGAGAAAAAAAUAUACGAUCGCCAGAUAAACAAACAAGGUAUGGCAGAUCGUGUAGUUGACGAAUGUAAUCCUGAUGCCCAUUUAUCAAUUAAAGAAGUGACUAACUUGUGCUGGGACAAUGAACAAGAUGGAGAUGUAAAAGAUUUUAGUAAAGAGAAGGACAAAUAUAUUGAUGUAGUGAUGCAAAAAAUUUUGGACAAACAUAGCAACGUACUGUCGAAGGAGCCUUUCCAGCAUGAAUCACUGUUGGUUGAUCGAAAGGAGAAGAAACUUUCCCAGGCUGAAAAGCGAUUGGCAAAGCGAAGCUAUGAAUUAGAAAAACAGGCCAACAUAAAUUAUAGCAGACCUCAGUACUCAUAUUACCAGGGAUCUGGUGGUAGCAGCUCAACAAAUUUACAAACAGGUCUUCAAAUAAGAGCAAUCCGGACUGAGGCCACAGGGGGUACUGUGCCAAAACCUGUGGCCAGUGUUCGACCAAUGCAGGCUGAAUUGAGUGGACAGCUGGAGCGUAGCCAGACGCGUUCCACGAUUUCAACAAUUAGUACUGGACGGUCACGUUGGAUUCCUGCUGAAGUGUGGCAACGGCAGGGCAUGAGUGCACAAGAAAUGACUUUGCCUUUGGAUGUUGUGAUACCCACUAAUUCACCAGAUAGAGCUUCAAUAGUCCUCAAAGCAGGCCAGAGGGUCAUGGUGCUGAAAAGCCCCAAGGGAAUUUACAUGCAGCUGGAAAAUGGAAAGAUAAUUGCAAUCCGUACUGCUUUUAAGGUUGGUGGUGCUGGAAAAGGUGCGGCUGGCCAAGAUUACAAAUCAACUGCAGCCAUGCAGGCAGAUAAAGCUGAAAUUGAAUCAAAAAUUGCAGAUAUAAAGAAAGAGGCCAACCUGGCUGCCCAAGCAAACCGUAAUGCACAAAAGGUGAGCAACGUGCUGCCCUUGAAGAACAACUCGGCCAUCACAAUCAUCCCAAAGGGUGUCAGUCCAACUGGUGGGGUUACUGGCAUUUCUGGGGUGCGAACCUCAGCUGGUAGAAGCAAAGGCUCCUGGGGAGGGGGUGGAACGGCAGGACGUGCGCGCCCAAGAACUCAGCCUGUGGCAACAGGUGAAGCGAGGCCAUAUUUCCAGCAGAAAGCAACACCUUCUGCACCAACUGCAACAGCUAAACCAUUCUUCCGUGAUGGAUCUGGAAACCGUUCCCAACAUAACAGUGGAUCUACCUGCACUCCUGCUGUGGUAACACCAGUGCUUCGUGAAAGUGGAGAAGAACCUGCCGAAGGGAGUAGCAGUACAUCCAACAGCCCGUCACCAGCACUAGAAUUACGUGGAAUGGCUGGUCCUGAUAAUCAAGAUGGCAUAUGCCGGGAACGUGAUUUGUCAUUUGGCAAUACUGGUAAAGGAAGAGUUAGUAAUACCAAUGAAAAUGCAUCUGAAAGGAAUAGUUCUAUAUCAGAGGGAGAUUUGUGGAGAUCAAGUCACGAUCAGCACAGUGACAGAAGAAACUUACCAAACAAUUCCAGUUCAGAUGAUGUUAGGAAAACGGCACCGCAAGAUAUUAGCACAAAUGGUGCUGGCUUCCUUUCAUUUGCCACAGAUAACAAUAAACCCAAUAGUAAUCAGAUUGGAGAACAAUCAGUACGGAAGCAAAAAGAUGAUGGCCACUGUAAUGCUGUUAGUACAAAAGCACAGAGAGAAGAGCAUGGUACACACACUGGCACUUUAGAGCACGAUGAUGAAAGAUUCCGUGCUUCCUUUCCAGCCAACUCGACCCCUCAAAUCAGCAGGCAAAGGGAGGAUUAUAAUAUGCAAAGACAGUCGCAAGACCGGGAAUUUAGUGAAGCUCUUGGAAUUCAGAAAGGUAUGACAGUUAGAACAGCAAGAGGUGAUGAUCAGUUUGAAUCAACAUUGAAUUCAAAUGAGAUUUUGGAAUUAGGGAGGCAGAGAGAAGACCUUGAUAUUCAGAAAACCAGCCAAAGCUCAGAGUGCUUUAGUGAAACUGCAGAACUUCAUAGAGCAUUUACGGAAAGAGGAAAAAAAGAUGAUAGAUUGCAAAAUGCAAUAAGUGCUUGUGAUGCUCUGCAAAUAGGUAGAAGAAAAGAAGAUCAGUAUGUGAAUAAAAGAAAUCAGGAUGGUGGAUGUUUCAGUGACUCUAUUGAACUUACAAAGUCCUUUGCAGAGAGCAUGAGAAAAGAAAGUGAAGUUUUUUCAGGCACAGUAAACACCAGUGCUAGUUCACAAGUGGGAAUGAGUUCUUUUAAAAACUAUGAAAGUACAUUUACUGCAGCACAAAGACCCAUUGAGACAAAGGAAAGAGAUACAACUUUAGAUAGCAGUAUACAAUCUGUCAUGUCUGAAACACUUGCAAAAAGCUUCCGUACAGAGCAAAUGAGAUCAUCUCUAGGCUUUCAGCCACAGUUAGAGGAACAAUCUGGUAUGUGUUCUGGACAGGAAAGAAGUAGAAGCUCUUCAUGCCAUUCAGGAGAAUCUUCUCAUAAAAAUCACAUGCAAAAUAGUCUUAUUGAAAACUUCAACGAAAUUGGAUCUCAGAGUUCCCAUUCUACAACUUACCAGAGUGAGUGCAAAUCCAAAGAAAGUGAAUGUGAUGACAGAGAACUGAAGAAAGAUAGAGUAGAAUAUGUAUGUGGGAAGCAACCACAGAGUAAGCAGUUUGCAACAAACUUCCCAAGUAGUACACAAAUUCUGGGGGAUAACAGCCCACCUAAUAAAAAAAUUAGAGUGUCAAAAUCUGUCCAGAGGAAUAUCUCUGAAUGCACAGGCAGUUACGAAGCUGAAAUUCAAAUGCAGAUGAGACCUUAUGGAAACAACCAACAACAUAUGGGAACAACUACAAAUUUCUCUUCCAGUUUGCUGACUGAUAGACAGACAGGCUCCCUAAGUAUUUCAAAACAGAGAUACCAAAACAGUGAACAUUUAAGACCUGAGUACAGUGCAGCUGACUCGACAAAACCUGACAGUACUGACAGUAUCAAGUCUAGUUAUCAGCAACACCAACCUGACUCAUCAAAGUCCAAUUUUCAUAAUACGGAUUCAGCUAAAGCAAAUUACUCAGUGCCUAGUCAACUAAAAUCCAUGUAUCAUGGCACAGAACACUCUAAAUCAAAUUAUCAAGGCCAUGAGAUGAAGAAACCUGUAUUCAAGCAGUUGGCAUCACCUAAAAUGUCUUAUUCACAUGGGGAUGCAUCAAAAUCCAACUUUCAGCAAGACAUUAACAAGCAAAAUUUCCAGUCAUCAGAGCAAACUAGACAGAAUUAUAGUUCUUCAGAAACAAAAUCUACAUAUCAAACAUUAGAUGCCUCAAAAUCCUCACAGGAUGUCCAAACAUAUAAUAGUGCACCUUAUGGGCAGUAUCUCGGAAGUCAGUCAUACUAUGGAGGUCAGCAACAAGCAUCAUCAGUGAACGUCAACCAAUUUGGGGGUUCAUUUGGUGAUGACAACAGAUUUGAUCGAACUAUUCAAAAUGCUCAACAGAGCGUGAAGGAUAGCACUUUACGAGACAGGCCGUCACCUGCUGGACAAAUGCAGCACAUGUCUGGACGUGCAAGUCAUACCCAGCAAACACCAGUAUCAACAAUUCGUAAAGAUCAAGAGAUUAGAGAUUCAAAACGUGACAUGAAGCAGUCACCAUCGUCUACGGUAGAUGACGCUCGCAGUCCGGGUGCUGCUAGCGGCACACGAAGCGGCAACAACAGUGCUCGUUCGACACCUGCUCCAGAAAUGACACCGUCAUAUGCUAAUGCUGGUACAACAACAACACCAAUGCCUCCUGCGCAAGGUUCUGUAGUAUCGGCAGCAACUCAAAAUUUUCAACCGUACAGCGGUCACCAAAAUCCGUAUGAAGCAUAUCCGGGGACAGCAAAUUGUCGUUAUAGUGGUCCAGCAACUACUCCUGAUCCAUUUGGUUAUGCAACUACAGGAUUAAGGCCUAAUGGGCCUUCGUCAACUUACGGAGGACCGGGAACAACAUAUACUGGGUAUCCUGCCACUCGCUAUGGUGCCACAGAUUACACCAGUGCAUCUGCGUACAGUGCAUUUCACCGACCAGAGCCUCAGCGCUUUCCUACUGAUAUGGGUCCAACAUUCCCAGCACCACCACCUCCACAGCCACCACAGCCAUCCACAUUUGCUCUUGGCACUCAUCAGCGUGCUACAGGAUCUGACACUGCAAGUACUGCCAGUGGGUUCUACACGCAGAAUGUUUAUGGACCAACCACGUAUGGCCCACGGCCGAGCUAUCCUGGCCCGGAUCCUGCAUACUAUGGAGGACCUGCCACACCUGGUUUUGGUCCCUUUCUCAACCACCAUCUCCACCAGCAUCCAUAUGCUACGAUGCAGCCUCCUCCUACUGGCACACAAGGCCCAGGAACGGGCUCAACACACUGAAAUUCGAUUGCAGUGAAGUUAAAAAUGUCAAGCCUGGAGCUGAUUGAUUGGGAUAUGGUGGAUUACACAGUGAUGUAGAUUGUGGUACUUUGGAAAUUUGUUGAGUAUAGUGUGUAUAACAAAGAACGUUAGUGAUGGCAUCAAACAUUGCUGCUAAGAAUCAUGUAAUUUUCUAUUUUUCAUCCCCAUUAUCAUUUGAUAGCUAAAAUCCUCUCUGAAGGAAUGAAGCAAACCCCACCGAAAUAUGUGAAAUAAUUUCUAUUUGAUGUUCACCAGAUUUUAUGUUAUUUGGUCUUUCUUCACUAUCUGAUGAUACCUGUUAGUAGAAGCAAAGCAAGUAAAUAAAAAUGGUAUAGACUGAGAGCAGCUAACAGUUCAGCAAAAUCUUGUGGUUGGUGCAUGAUUGUGACUGCAAAAAACUGUGAAAUAGUACAAACAUUUUAGUGAAUCUUUUGUACAAAUUAUUAUUAUAAGAGCAAAUGUGAAAAAAAAAGUCCUGACAGUGGGUACCGAACACUUUGAAUAGCUUGCAAGUUAAAAAGAGAAAGCUGUAUUGUAUUGUAUAAAUGUGUAAUAUUUUAUGUAAUUAUGAGAGAUGAUUCAUGCUGGACAGGUCUUGGGAAAAGCUGUAAAUGUAAUCUCUUAGGAAACAAAGACAUUUCAAGGUGGCAACUGGUAUGUGAAUUAUCACAGGUACGAAGUGUGUGAGUGACUCUUUAUGACUAAUGUUAAUGCUAUCUUUUUGCCAGAACUCAUUGCUUCAUUUAGCUUUCAGAACUACUUAGGCAACAAGUUGACAAAUUCUUGCUCUUCAAGCAGAUACACAAAACUAAAAUUCUGUGCAAUUAAUAUGAUGGUAAGAUGAAUAUUGGUAAAAAGUUUGGAAUGUAUUAAUACAACAAAUGAAAAAAUCUUUGUAAUUAAAGGCAACCAGAGAUUUGUAGUAGGGGUGCUAAUACUUCAGAAAACAUUGUUUCUGAAUAAACAAAAUAUCUGUGUUACCAGACUCAUCGAAGUCUGGUCUGUAAUAUACAAAAUACCUGUAUUACCAGUCUCAUCAAAAUCUGGGCUGUAAACCUGAUCUAAAAACGAUGGUUAAUUCCUGAUUGAUCUGGCUCAUUUGUUUUGGGAAGUGUGAAAUUUUCAAAUUAACCUAUUUAUUAAUUUGCUGCACUUAUUGCUCUCGAAAGCCUAAAUUUAUACCAUAUGUGUCCAUUUUGGAUGAAAGUGUUCACAAAAUAAGUCGUAAUGACAGUUCUUCUACAGAUACAUUCAGAUAGCCCAGAUCUAGCAAAAUAUGCUGUGUCAACUGUGGUGUUAUGAACGAACAUUUAGUCAAUUGGAUCUUAUAAGUGUGGUGUAUUUAUUUAAACCUCCACUGCUGAAUGUAAUUUAAAUUAAGGAAAUGUAUAUACAAAAACAAAACAAAAUACUUCAGUGCAGUUAUGUAUAAAUCAGUAUAGAAAUAAAAAGUGUGUGGCAUAGCAUAUUAGCACUGCUCGAUUGUGAUCACUCCCCCUUCCCUUUUUCUCUCUACAUUCAGUGCACUACAAAAUUUGUUGAAAGAACACUUUCCCUUUUUACUGUUAUUUUUAAUGUGUAAUUGACUGUGAUUUACAAAAUAGUGUAGAAAUUGGACACUGUCUUAUGAUUUGGCUAUGCACAUCAUUUACAGCAGGAAUCUGGUGAAGAAUUUUGUGCAGUGAUUUAUCAACAUUGUAUCAGUACAGUCAGGCUACUAGAAACAAUACCAUCUAGAACAUUAAAAAGAAUCUGAAAUAAAGAAUGCAAUGAUUACUGACAGCUAAGCCCAGAUGUCCCAUGUUGUUGUUUCCCUUUUUCUGCUUUGUCUUUGCUUCCUAAAAUAAUAAUUAUGUGUCAUUAUGUUUGUUAAUACUUGUCACUGCUUCCAAAUCUUUCACACAACCUUCAUUUUUUGUGCUCCAAAUUUGGUUACUCGGAUACCUUAAUUUUUCAUCACCACUACCAUCAUGAAUAUUGUAAUCUUUAUUAUAUACACUUAUAUUUUUAUUCUACUCAUUUCUUAAUUAUCUUUUCCUCCACUUCAUUACAUCUCACUGCUCAUAUCUCAUCAGCAAGUUCACAGUUAUUCAAUCUGAUAUUGUAUUAUCAGUGUUCCUUUCAUUUUACUCCUUUCCUCUGCUGCAUCUCCUGAGCUUUUCUUCUUUAUCUGUAUUUCUCAGUUACCUGCCACCACUUUCUUACCUUCAGACAACACUUAACCUGCAUCUGUGGAAGUGGGACACUUUGGUUCUGAAAGCACAUAGUUGAGUGAGUAUUUAAAAGUGUAUCAGUCAGCCAGGACCUUUGGAUUGUAUUUCAUAUGUACAGCUCUUUUGACAUGCUGUUGUUGUUAGUAUUUUUAGACCUUCAUACUUUACAUUCUUGUUCAUAUUGUAUUAAUAUGCUGCCAGUUUUGUUGCAGUUUGAAUUGAUGUGGCAUAUUUCCAUUUGGAUAUCAGUUCACAGUUUAUAUCUUGUUACUGAAGAACACCUUUCUGCCUUUUACGAAAGAUCAUUACAUAUAAAAGCAGUGGAGGGUGUAAUGCAGAACAGAAUGAAUAGCUGAAAACUAGAAAUUUUGUAAAACUAUUUGAUGUCACAAAGGAGUAGGCAAUUAUCUAGAAAUUUUCUGUGGUGCAAAUAUUAUGUUAAUUAUACAUUUAAGGUGUUUGUAAAUUCAUUUGUGAAUAAAAGCUACAAGGCAUAGAGAUUCUGGUUAUAGAUUAAUGUACUAAAUGGAAGAUGUUUGUUGUAAAAAUUCUCAUGUCCAGUUAAACAAUACCAUGGCAGAUAUAAAUGUAACUGAAAAGUGCAAGAGUCUAAGUAUGCAAGAGUCUAAGUAUGGAAGGAAUAUGUUUAAGUAUUAUUAGAUAUCUAAGUGCAUUUAAUGGACAUUUACUGAAAUAGUAUUUAAAUUUUUUACCCUAUUUGUUAUGCCCAUAUGUGUAUGGACAGUGUGUGUGUUUGUUUUGUUUUGUGUGUGUGUGUGUGUGUGUGUGUGUGUGUGUGUGUGUGUGUGAGAGAGAGAGAGAGAGAGAGAGAGAGAGAGAGAGAGAGAGAGAGAGAGAGAGAGUGUGGCUGAAGGUAAAUUAUGAAAACUAUCCUGUGUUCUUAGACUAUAGAUUACAGUCAUAUCAUGGAAAACAGAGGAUUUAUUGGAUUGAUAUGAAAUACUGUAGCAUCUAUUGCUUCACUUGGAAGAUAUUUUAAGACAAGAAAUGUUUAUAUACGAUAUUACAUUGAUAAAAUGCCAAAGACGAGAACAGUCAUGCAAUAUAAGCUACCUUUUCCUUUUUUCUGCAGUAUGUCCCUCCUAAGAGCUGUGUGGUGCCAUUUUCCUUAUUUGCAGUUUAAUUUCUGUUAUGUCUAAGUUUGUUCACCCAGAAACAUCCAUUUUGACAGAAAAUGUGAGUUAGUUUAUCAUUAUACACAAAGAGUUGUCCAAAUUGAUAGCAGAUUUGCUGUAUCACUAGAGCAACCUUGGAUUAAUGUUGUACAAUGUUAACUAUAAAGGUAUUUAUUGGUAGUGAUCACAAAACUAGGAGAAACAUUUGUGUUUCCAGCAGCAACUGCAUAAGACGGCUGUGCUGCACCAUGCUGAGUUUGCAGUCCCAUUACGCCACUGAGCUGUGCAAUGGUGUCAGCAGCUGAAUUCUUGUGAUGCUGCAGAAGCUUAUUGUUCUUCUGUUUUGUUGACUUCCAUCAUAUAUUCGUUAACUGACUAUAGCUCCAGACCAAUUUGAGGUUACUGUAUAGUUUGGACACUUAAUGGUCCAGUGCAGACGACAAUUGUUAUAAAGGAAACCGAAAUCAAAUUUUGCGUUACCACUUGCAUCACGUGAAAUACCUGAUUAACAAGUUUUGUUUGGGAUGUUCCACUUUCACCACAAAACAAUUUGAAAAUACGUUCAGAAAUGGCAGAGAGGAGCGUGCUGACAAUUUUCGUUAGGGACAUGCAGCAUAAAGCUGUCAGAGUCUUGAUUAGUUCCUUGCAUGACACACCAAGAUGUGUUUUAUUCUGAGAUUUUUGUGCAAGUUGUGUGUUUAAAAUAAGUGCUCUGUGUUUUAUUACUUUAUUUUCAUUGAACUGUUGAUUAUAAACAAAAGUACUUGAUUACCUUUGAUAACUAAAUAUGUCAGCAUAUUUGAAGCACUCUCCUUCUGCAUUACUGCACUGUCGAUGUCUGUGGAUGCACUGAGGAACUCAUAUAAAAUGAUAGAACCUUCUUUGACAAGCAAAAGGUUUCCUGCUUACUUGCAGUUUCACACACUGUUUCCCACUUAUGUGAUGAUGAUGAUGAUUGAGAGAUCUGAAUCCUUGCUUCACUUAAACACUUCAUGUUGGUUUUGUAGAUGUAAUGUAACACAUAUUGAAGCUGACCAACACUCUCAAUGAAGUAAGAAUCAUACAAGUUUCACUGCAAAUUUCUUAAAAUUUAAAUAUGAAAGACUAAUAUAUGACUUUAUGCUGCAAGAUCCAGACCUUGAUCGUUUCCUGUGUUGUCAGCGCUGUUUUCUUCUAUUGGUUCUCACUGGGUGAAAUAGCCCCUUUGUAUGCAAAAUGCAUAACACAUAUAUGAACAAAAGCUGCCCUUUGUCACACUGUGACCACUCUCCUUUCCUCCUUUGUGAAUGCCAAAUCCAUGUUCUACAUGGGUACACAUUUUAUUCAAAGCUUUCGUUGCUAAAAUUGUGUUCAAAGCAAAAUGUUGUAGGUUUAUUGCUUCUUAUUGCUGUUUAUUCUUAAUUAUUUCCCAGGACACGCUCAAGAUCUCUUCAAAUCCUGGGUAGUGUUAGUGCAGUGGAACUUAUUACAUUUUUUGAGACAAAGGUCUCCACGGCAGUAAAACAGCAUCCUGAACUAUGUGACAAACUGCAGACAAUAACCAAAGAUACACAGAACAAAAGAAAUUACAACCUUAACAAUAGCUGUGAUUCCUGCUUAGGAUUAUCAGUUUACAAGACGAAAUAAAAUUGGUAUCGUUUUUAAUAAUCAGUUUAUUUUAGUUUAUUAAUGUGAAAAAUGCCAUUCGGUCAAGAUAUGAGGAAAAGUUAAUGUUUCAUGGUUUGCAGAUAAUGCCACAGGAGAAAUUAGUAUUCAUUGGCUGGGUUGCAUUUGAAAACAUUUGAUCUAUAUGCGGUUUGCUCUCUUCUUUGGCACAAGAUUAAUGAUAUUUGACUAUACAUUCAAGGCACGUUAGUUAAUUGUUGAAUGAAUUCUGUUUGUAUUUCCAUCCCAGAUUUGUUUGUUACUUUGCAAAAUGAUUUAUGAAUCAAAAUAUAGUUCUCACACUACUUUCUCAUUUAAUGAAUCAGCCGUAUAAUGUUGUUACUGAAUGUUGUAUAUAAUCUGACAGUUGGUAACAUACUGUGUGGACUUCAUUUCACUGCUCUCUGAAAAGGACUUUGUUAAGCUAUGUAUAAGCACUUCGACUGCUUUUCUUUUUGUGAAGAUUCAUAAUUUGAUGUUCAUUUGAGCUGUAUAACUGUAAUGUAUAUUCCACUGGACUUUCAUAAUUUACAAACCUGUGUGUUCACACGAUGAUAGAAUGAAAUUUUAAUUGUUUAAGUAUUUGUUUGUGAAGAUAAUUCCAUUAAUUACUCCUAAAAUGUAUAUAAUGUAGGUAGCUCACUGUAAUCUUUGUUUAGUCAUAGAAAAACCUGAAAUAUAGCUAUCUGCACUUAUCUGUCUGUUAAUUUUGUCUGUGCAUUCCUCCUAGAUGUAUUAUUAUGGUACAGAAACAAAAUAAAGUUUAUAUGCUAGAAAUCCUA
Molecule: messenger RNA, 21889 nt
Organism: Schistocerca cancellata (South American locust)
Lineage: Eukaryota; Metazoa; Arthropoda; Insecta; Orthoptera; Acrididae
Exons: 25
Coding region: 242-16093 (5283 amino acids)
Cellular component (GO): nucleus
Molecular function (GO): ATP-dependent chromatin remodeler activity; ATP binding; ATP hydrolysis activity
Source: RefSeq, a predicted model, not a curated record